GCUGCUACACUAGAGUCAGGGAGAACAAAGUUCCAAGCCAGAGCUAGGAAGGGCAUAUUCCUUGGCAUUCUGCCAGGAAUUAAAGGAUACAAAUUUUUUGAUUUGACCACCAAGCAAGUCUUUGCCUCAAGAGAUGUUUCUUUUAAUGAAACAAUCUUUCCUUUUGCCCCAUCUACCAUUUCACAACCAUCAACACCAUCUCCAUUAGCCACUAGCACUCCUCCUUCUGCUCCUUCCUUUUUGCCCUCUUAUCCUCACCAUCACACCCAGCACAUGAUCAUUUGCAUACAGGUCAUGAUUCAAAUAUUCAUACUGUUCCUACUGAACCACAGUCACAUGGUUUCAUUCCCUUUGAAACCAUGGAUGACCCUACUGCUGAGUUCCAAAGUGAAGAAGAAGCAGAAGGAGAAGGGGGGACUGACCUUGCACAUCAACCUACUCAAUCACCUAUUCCUUUAAGGAAAUCUGACAGGACAAGUCAUCCUCCCUUAUGGCAUCAAGACUACUUUGUUGGAACUUCUCAGAGCAAGUAUCCAAUGUCUUCCUACAUGAAUUAUUCACAGCUCAGUCAACAACAAAAACACUAUUCACUUGCAGUUACUAAUCUGCAAGAUCCACAGACAUUUGAUGAAGCAAUGAAGGAGGAAUGGUGGAGAGAAGCAGUUAGAGAAGAGUUAAGAGCACUGAUUGCUAAUCAUACAUGGGAUAUAGUGGAUUGCCCAGUUGGAAAGAAACUAAUAGGAAACAAAUGGAUCUUCAAGACUAAACUGUUAGCAGAUGGUGCAAUCGAAAGGUACAAGGCAAGACUUGUAGCUCAAGGAUUUACUCAAAUACCAGGAAUUGAUUUCCUGGAUACCUUCUCUCCAGUAGCAAAAAUCAACACCAUCAAAAUACUCAUGGCAGUUGCUGCUGUCAAGGAUUGGCAUUUAAGUCAAAUGGACAUCAGCAAUGCUUUUCUCAAUGGAGACCUAGAAGAAGAAGUCUACAUGAAAAUACCCCAGGGAAUUGAAGGAAUGGAAGGUAAGGCCUGCAGACUAAGGAAAUCCCUCUAUGGUUUGAAACAAGCUAGCAGGCAAUGGUAUGCCAAGCUAACUGAAGCAUUGAUUAGCUUUGGCUUUACACAAUCCUAUUCUGAUUAUUCACUCUUCACAAAGAAGAAUGAUAAAGGAAUUGCAGUGGUUCUAGUAUAUGUGGAUGACCUCAUCUUUUCUGGAGACAAUGAGGAGCUCAUUCAAGAGGCUAAAGACUUUCUGUCCAGGCAGUUCAAAGUAAGAGACCUUGGGAAGUUAAAAUACUUCCUAGGGCUCGAAGUAGCAAGAAGCAGCAGUGGAAUCUCGAUUACUCAAAGGAAGUAUUGUUUAGACUUGUUAAAUGAUACAGGCUUUCUCAAUGGGAAACCAAGCAAGACACCAUCAGACAUGAAGACUAGGCUGUCACAAUGCAGUGAUGAGCCAUAUAAAGAUCCACAUCAAUACAAGUCACUAAUCGGAAGGUUGGGAUACCUAACAACUACAAGACCUGACAUAGCCUUUGCUGUUUAGCAACUAUGUCAGUUUCAAGCUCAACCAAAAGCUUCUCAUCUGAGAGCAGCACACAGAAUACUGAGGUAUCUCAAAGGCACCCCAGGCCAAGGAUUAUUCUUUGCAUCAAACACAUAUUUCAACCUAAGAGGCUAUACAGAUUCAGACUGGGGGGCAUGUCCUGAUACAAGAAGAUCGAUCAGGGGCUACUGCACAUUUCUAGGGAGUUCAUUGAUCACCUGGAAAGCAAAGAAGCAAGCAAUAGUUUCCAAAUCCUCCUCGGAGGCAGAGUACAGGGCAUUAUCACAAAUGUCUUGUGAAAUCUAAUGGAUCACACAGGUGUUGAAAGAUCUAAGAAUUGAACACGAAGGACCAGCAACGGCAUACUGUGACAACAAAUCAGCGAUCCAUAUGGCAGAAAACCCAGUGUUCCACGAAAGAACUAAGCACAUAGAGAUCGACUGCCACAUCAUAAGAGAAAGGGUAAAAUCAGGUCUGAUAGAUUUGAGGUAUGUGUGUACUGACCGAAAUCUGGCUGACAUUUUUACGAAAGGACUCAGUGCACACCGCUUCAAAUGGAUUGUGUUCAAGCUGGGAGUAUAUGACAUAUACUCGCCAGCUUGUGGGGGGCUGUCAAGCUCCAUGGACAAGGAAGAAGAUGAAGACGAAGUUGAAUCCCCUGUUCUGCAACGGUCAAGUGAAGAAGGAGGGAAAGUUAGAACGCAGCGUUUUACAACAGAAAGGAAAGGCAGAGAGAAGAGUAAACGAUAGCGUUUUUG
Linum trigynum is the source of this 2299-nucleotide messenger RNA. The record is from the annotation of a GenBank genome assembly. Lineage: Eukaryota; Viridiplantae; Streptophyta; Magnoliopsida; Malpighiales; Linaceae.